AGGGGGCCCGGGGAAAAAGCCCCGCGCCCGGCCCGGCCCGGCCCGGCCCGGCAGGACGGGUCCCGCAGCCGCCUCACUCCCGCCCUCCCUUCCUGCCGGCGGUCGCUGCCGCCGCCGCUCUCCCCGCCCCCGGCCGUGUGUGCGGAAGCUGCCGGCGCCCGGGAUUGUGGGAGCGGGGGGGACGCGGCGCGGGGAGGGGACGCGGCCGCGGCUGGAGGGUUCCGGUGUGGGGCGCAGACGUGUCGGCCGGGGCCGCGGAGCGACAGGCGCUGCCCCUGCCCGCUCGGAACCCUGCCCGGCCCGGGGCCGGCCCGGCGGCACCAUGGCCGGGACCAGCAGCCCCGAAGCGGUGAAGAAGCUGCUGGAAAACAUGCAGGGGGACCUGCGGGGCCUGAGCCUGGAGUGCCGGAAAAAAUUCCCCCCCGUCAAAGAGGCUGCUGAAUCAGGAAUAAUAAAAGUGAAAACAAUAGCUGCACGAAACACAGAUAUUUUGGCAGCAUUGAAAGAGAACAGCUCAGAGGUGGUUCAGCCUUUUCUGAUGGGUUGUGGAACAAAAGAACCAAAGAUCACUCAGCUGUGUCUAGCAGCCAUACAGAGGCUCAUGUCUCAUGAAGUUGUUUCGGAGGCUGCAGCUGGAAACAUUAUUAAUAUGCUUUGGCAAUUGAUGGAGAACAGUCUUGAAGAACUUAAAUUGCUCCAGACAGUUCUUGUACUUUUAACAACCAAUACAGUUGUGCAUGAUGAAGCACUGUCCAAGGCAAUUGUACUUUGCUUUCGAUUGCACUUCACAAAAGAUAAUAUCACAAAUAACACUGCGGCAGCUACAGUGCGGCAGGUAGUGACUGUCGUGUUUGAGAGAGUGGUUGCUGAAGAUGAACGAUACAAAGGUGCUGUUGACCAGCCAGCUGCAGUUCAAGGGAAUAGUAAUAGAAGAUCUGUCAGUACACUGAAGCCAUGUGCUAAGGAUGCAUAUAUGCUUUUUCAGGAUCUUUGUCAAUUAGUUAAUGCUGAUGCUCCCUACUGGCUUGUGGGUAUGACAGAAAUGACACGGACAUUUGGCCUUGAACUUCUUGAGUCAGUCCUCAAUGACUUUCCACAAGUGUUUUUACAACAUCAGGAAUUCAGUUUUCUUCUUAAAGAAAGGGUAUGCCCUCUUGUUAUAAAGCUCUUCUCCCCAAAUAUCAAAUUCAGGCAAGGUUCCACCACCUCAUCUUCCCCAGCACCAGUGGAAAAACCAUACUUUCCCAUCUGUAUGCGUUUGCUGCGAGUAGUUUCUGUUUUGAUUAAACAGUUUUACAGUUUGCUGGUAACGGAAUGUGAAAUCUUUCUGUCAUUACUGGUUAAGUUUCUGGAUGCAGACAAACCACAGUGGCUACGAGCUGUUGCAGUAGAAUCUAUUCACAGGCUUUGCGUGCAGCCUCAGCUAUUAAGGUCUUUUUGUCAGUCGUAUGAUAUGAAGCAACAUUCCACUAAAGUUUUCCGUGAUAUUGUGAAUGCACUGGGGUCCUUUAUCCAGUCUCUAUUUCUUGUACCAAGCACAGGAAACACAUCAGCAACUCCAAACCAAACUGGAAGCAAUGCAUCAGGGAAUACUGGCUCAGCACAAACUAACCCAGGAGUGCUUGGAAUGGGUGGAGGUGCUACUGUAUUACCUGCUUUUGAGUACAGAGGCACUUGGAUACCCAUCCUGAAUGUAACAGUACAAGGCAGUGCUAAAGCUACAUAUUUGGAGAUGCUAGACAAAGUUGAGCCACCUACAAUUCCUGAGGGCUAUGCAAUGUCAGUGGCAUUUCACUGUUUGCUGGAUCUCGUCCGUGGUAUCACUACCAUGAUCGAAGGAGAGUUGGGAGAGGCAGAAACUGUCAUUCAAACCACAACAGAGGCAACUUCAUUACCAGCACAGUCUUCAGAGCAAGAUUUGCAGUCUGUUUCUGACCAAUCAGAGAAAGAACUAGUUAGCAGAGCUGUCUGGGAAGAAAUGGUGAAUGCUUGUUGGUGUGGUCUUCUGGCUGCUCUAUCCCUUCUACUUGAUGCAAGCACUGAUGAAGCUGCCACUGAAAAUAUUCUAAAAGCAGAAUUGACCAUGGCUGCACUUUGUGGAAGACUGGGUCUUGUAACAUCAAGAGAUGCCUUUAUUACUGCCAUUUGCAAAGGAUCCUUGCCUCCUCACUACGCCCUUACUGUAUUAAACAGUACAACUGCAGCUCUGUCCAGCAAAUCAUAUUCCAUUCAGGGGCAGAAUGUUCAAAUGAUUAGUCCCUCAAGUGAAUCUCACCAGCAAGUUGUAGCAGUAGGGCAACCCUUAGCUCUUCAGCCACAGGGAACAGUUAUGCUGACAUCAAAAAAUAUCCAGUGUAUGAGGACAUUACUUAACUUAGCUCACUUCCAUGGAGCAGUUCUUGGUACAUCGUGGCAACUUGUCCUGGCUACCCUUCAGCAUCUUGUGUGGAUUCUGGGACUGAAGCCUAGUGUUGGGGGUGCAUUAAAACCUGGAAGAGCUGUGGAAGGGCCAAGCACAGUUCUGACUACAGCAGUUAUGACUGAUCUGCCAUCUAUAUCCAGCAUGAUUUCAAAGCUUUUUGAAAACUCACAGUACCUUGACGAUGUGUCUUUACAUCACUUAAUAAAUGCCCUUUGCUCCUUGUCUCUGGAAGCCAUGGAUAUGGCCUAUGGAAACAAUAAGGAACCAUCACUUUUUGCUGUUGCUAAAUUACUGGAAACGGGACUAGUUAACAUGCGCAGGAUUGAGAUUCUUUGGAGACCUCUGACCGGUCAUCUUCUGGAGGUCUGUCAGCAUCCCAACUCCAGAAUGAGAGAAUGGGGAGCAGAAGCUUUAACUUCUCUCAUUAAAGCAGGACUGACAUUCAGACAUGAUCCUCCAUUAUCUCAAAAUCAGAGACUGCAGUUGCUUUUAUUGAAUCCACUAAAGGAGCUGUCAAACAUUAGUCAUCCUGAUAUCAGGAUCAAGCAGCUGGAGUGUGUGCUACAGAUUUUACAGAGUCAGGGUGACAGCUUAGGACCUGGUUGGCCAUUGGUGCUUGGAGUCAUGGGGGCAAUCCAAAGUGAUCAGGGAGAGUCCUUAAUACGGACUGCAUUCCAGUGUCUUCAGCUGGUUGUGACCGACUUCCUUCCUACAAUGCCAUGUACUUGUCUGCAGAUAGUUGUUGAAGUUGCAGGAAGCUUUGGACUUCACAAUCAAGAGCUAAAUAUUAGCUUAACUUCAAUUGGUUUGCUGUGGAAUAUUUCAGAUUAUUUUUUCCAAAGAGGUGAAAUAAUUGAAAAGGAGCUAAACAAAGAAGAAGCAGUGUUGCAGAAACAGGCAGAAGAAAAAGGAGUGUUGCUGAACAGACCUUUCUAUCCUGCAUCACCAUUUGACUGCCUUUGGUUAUGCCUGUAUGCCAAACUUGGAGAACUGUGUGUGGAUCCCCGACCUGCAGUUAGAAAGAGCGCUGGGCAGACAUUGUUUUCUACUAUUGGUGCUCAUGGAACUUUACUGCAACAUUCAACGUGGCACACAGUAAUAUGGAAGGUUUUAUUUCACCUGUUGGAUAGGGUUCGAGAAUCUUCUACGACAGCUGACAAAGAGAAGAUUGAAUCAGGAGGAGGCAACAUUCUCAUUCAUCAUUCAAGGGAUACAGCUGAGAAACAGUGGGCUGAGACAUGGGUAUUAACACUGGCUGGAGUUGCAAGAAUAUUUAACACUAGGAGAUACUUACUGCAGCCUCUAGGAGACUUUUCCCAAGCCUGGGAUGUUCUUCUUGAUCACAUCCAGUCAGCAGCACUUAGCAAAAAUAAUGAAGUUUCCUUGGCUGCUCUGAAAAGCUUCCAGGAAAUCCUACAAAUUGUUUCUCCUGUUCGAGACUCUGAGAAGCCUGAGACACCACCUGCCAUCAAUGUUUCUGUACCUUUGGUGGUAGGGACAACUACUGCCACUAGUCUUGGCAGAUCAUUCAUGAGAACAGACUCCAUAGGAGAAAGAAUAGGAAGAUAUAAUGGAUCUGAACCUCCUGUAAUAACAGAUGAGAUUGAAGAUUUGAAUCUUUGGUGGGCAGCUUGGAACAGCUGGUAUAGGAUUGGAUCAGAAAGUACAAAGCCUCCAAUUACUUGUGAUAAAUUGACUUUCAUUCCCAGCCAGCCUUUUCUUACAGCGUUAAUUCAGAUAUUCCCAGCUCUUUACCAACACAUCAAAACUGGUUUCAGCAUGGAUGAUCUCCAAAAGCUGGGUGUCAUUUUGCACGGUGCUGUUUCAGUUCCAAUCAGUUCAGAUGCUUCCCCUUUCAUCCUUCCAUCUUACACUGAAGCAGUUCUGACAAGUUUACAGGAAGCAGUGCUUACAGCUUUAGAUGUUUUACAAAAGGCUAUAUGUGUGGGAUCAGAAGGUAUGCAGAUAAUGUAUCCUGCAAUCUUUGACCAACUACUGGCCUUUGUAGAAUUUUCCUGCAAGCCUCCACAGUAUGGACAGUUGGAAACAAAGCAUAUUGCAAAUGCAAAGUAUAAUCAGAUACAACUUUUUGCACCGGCGGAAUGGGUGGCAUUGAAUUACGUACCGUUUGCAGAGAGAUCAUUGGAAGUUGUGGUGGACUUAUACCAAAAGACAGCUUGCCACAAAGCUGUGGUAACAGAGAAGGUUCUUCAGAACAUUAUUAAGACACUUAGAAUACCUCUUAGUCUGAAGUACUCAUGUCCUUCUGAAAGCACAUGGAAGCUAGCUGUGUCCUCUCUUCUCAAAGUUCUCUCCAUUGGACUACCUGUUGCAAGGCAGCAUGCAUCUUCCGGAAAAUUUGACAGUAUGUGGCCAGAGCUAGCAAAUACUUUUGAAGACUUUUUAUUCACGAAAAGUAUGUUUAUUUUUAGUACACCUCCUGAUAAUCUCUCAAUUCAAGAAUUUCAGAAGAAUGAGAGUAUUGAUGUUGAGGUGGUGCAGCUUAUCAGCACAGAGAUACUGCCAUAUGCUAAUUUUAUUCCUAAGGAAUUUGUUGGUCAGAUAAUGACUAUGCUCAAUAAAGGCUCAAUACAUUCUCAGUCAUCCUCCUUUACAGAAGCAGAAAUAGAUAUUCGAAUGAGAGAAGAGUUUUCUAAGGUGUGUUUUGAAACACUUCUCCAGUUUUCAUUCAGUAAUAAAGUCACAACUCCUCAAGAAGGCUACAUCUCUAGAAUGGCACUUUCGGUGCUCUUGAAAAGGUCACAGGAUGUAUUGCAUCGCUACAUAGAAGAUGAGAGAUUGAGUGGCAAAUGUCCUCUUCCACGGCAGCAAGUAACAGAAAUCAUAUUUGUUUUAAAAGCUGUCAGUACUCUCAUAGAUUCACUUAAGAAGACUCAACCUGAAAAUGUUGAUUCUAGUACCUGGGCACAAGUUAUUGCCUUGUACCCAACUUUAGUAGAAUGUAUCACCUGCUCAUCCUCAGAAGUGUGCUCUGCUUUGAAGGAGGCACUGGUUCCCUUUAAGGACUUCAUGCAUCCACCAGCAGCCAAGAUAAACCAUGAAAUACUCAAGAAAACCAGCACAAUGAAGCAAAGAAAAAGGAACAGGUGAAGGCAGUAGUGAAGUAUUCCUCUCCUGUGUAGAGCUGAAUUGAAGCAAUGCUGUUCAACUUGGCACUAGAAGAGAUAGGGUGAGUCUCUUGUACCUGGAGAUGAAUAGCAGCAGCAAUCCAUUACCGAACGUUUUAUUCUCCAGUGCUGUGAAAUUGGGAUUCAGCUGUCGAGACAGCAUUAGAGAACUGCUGAAGUAGUUUUAAAGUAUCCACUUCCUCCUAAUGAAUAGCCUUGCUGGAAUACAACUUUUGUGUUUUGCGAAUAAAUAUAUGGAGGUUUUUUUCUUAUGCCAAAGCUUUCUGUAUUGAUCAGUGAAAGUACUGAAGGAGAAACAGUGACAGUGGGGGAAUCAUGCUGCUGUCUGAGCAGCUUCUUAUCUCCUCACACCCAGCAGAGGUGGAGGAGCUCCUCAGCAUCCUCAUAAAUCUCUAGUGAGUGUGAGAGGGAAAAUGAGGGGACAAUAAAUGACAAAAGGAAGGAUGAGAAAUAAAAGAUUCCCAAGGUUGGGAGUAAAUGUGCAUACAUGCAGCUGAAGGAAGUUGACAAAGAGUCACAGUUCUCCAUCUUCAUACCUCUUCAGAGAGCUGAUGUAUGGACAGCACCAGUGGCACUGCCCCUGUCCUUCGCUAGGAGCCCCGUAAUGCUCAUCUGCCACAAUACCCAUAAGAAAUGAGCUGGCUAAGAAAUCCUGCUCCAUCCCAGCCUCUUCAUCACAGCCCUCACACGGGAACUGUUCUAUAAACAAGUGUGUGCCCAAACCCCCUGAGGCUGCAUCUGCAUGGCUGGAUGAAGAGAGACCUGAGGACUUUUCUCUCCCUGCAUUUGGAGACAUCCAGGCACAUGCUAUGUUUGAUAGAAUUCAGAAAUGUUUUUUAUGUGGGCAAUAAAUACAGUAAG
Messenger RNA from Vidua macroura (Pin-tailed whydah), 6432 nucleotides. It is a transcript of the gene MON2, whose product is annotated as MON2 homolog, regulator of endosome-to-Golgi trafficking. The record is from RefSeq and is a predicted model, not a curated record. Bases 323 to 5533 code for a protein of 1736 amino acids. The transcript has 36 exons. NCBI's taxonomy places the organism in Eukaryota, Metazoa, Chordata, Aves, Passeriformes, Viduidae.